CACCCUAUACAUGUAUUUACCAUGAUUCAAUGCUUGAUUUUAAAAUGGCGGCACUUCAAUGUCCUGUGUUUAAAUGUUAUUCACCCUGUUCAGUGACUGUUAAGAAACACCUACGGUGAUAGAAAUUAGUGUUUUAAGUACUUCAGAUUUCAAAAGAAUAUUCUGGUGAAAAUGACGACCUUGUACGAUCAAAUAAAACUUCUUUACGAUCAGUCUUUAUAUUCAAAUGUUAUUUCAUUAGCUAAUUUGGUAUUGUCACUCAGUGAGGACAAUUCAGAUUUAUUGCCUAUACAUGGAAAGUUCCAUAUUUAUGUUUAUUAUGCAGAUGCUCAUUUUCAUUUGGGAAAAUAUAAACGGGCAGAUACCCUUUAUAAAAAAGCAUUGCAAUUUCACAAAUGCUUGUUAAAGUCUAAAGGAGCUAUAAAACCUUUAGAAGGACAAAAGGAUCUUCCAACAGAUGUUGAUAUAAAAUUCCAAAUACAUUUAUGUUUACUAAAAUUAAAAAAUUCUUUAGAAGCACUUCAAGUACUACAAAGUAUUCCUGGAAAGCAAAGAACUCCAAAAGUAAACAUGGCUUUGGCAAAAAUGUGUCAAGAACAUGGAAUGAAACGAACUGCUAUAACAACUUAUAAGGAAGUUUUAAGAGAAUGUCCAUUAGCAUUGGAAGCUGCAGAAGGUCUGCUUUCUCUUGGAGUAAAAGGAAUUGAAGUAAAUUCAUUAAUUGUAGGUUGUGCAUCAAGUUUAUCGAAUUUAGAUUGGUUGAAUACUUGGAUCAAAGCACACGCACACAUUUAUAAUAGAGAAUAUACUCAUGCAGUAUCAACAUUAAGGUCUUUAGAUAAUGUUAAUCUGCUCAGAGAUAACUUUAAUUUAUUAACAACAAUGGGAGAGUGUUAUUACUAUGCUGGAGAUGACAAAAAUGCUUUAUUAUGCUUACGAAGAGCUAGAAUUAUGGAACCAAAUGUUAUGAAAGGGGUUGACAUUUAUGCAGCUGUGUUAUAUAAAAAUCAUCAUAUUAAAGAACUUGAAAGACUGAUACCCAUAAUAACAGCAAGUAAUGAAUGUACUGGAGAAAUAUAUGUCGCCAUGGCAUAUUCUCUUUACGCUGCUAGGGAUUUUAGUAAAGUGAAUACUUUGACUACGCAAGCUUUGGAUUUGAAUCCAAAUGAUAUAGAGGCAACUAUACUUCGGGGAAAUGUACUUAUUGAGCAAAAGAAAUACAAAGAAUCAUUGUUUUUCUUUAGACAUGCAGUAGGAUUAAAACCAUAUCGUUACGAACCCUACAAAGGUUUGGUUGAUUGUUUUGUAGUAUUGCAUAGACUACGAGAAGCUCUCAACAUUGCAAGCAGAUCUUGUAAACAACUUGGACAUACUGCAAGAGUUCUCACGCUCUAUGCAUCUGUACUUAUGAAAGAUCCCGUUUCUGUUGGUAAAGCAAAAAAUCUCUUAGAAAAAGCGUUGCUUCAGGAUGAAGUUUACUUACCAGCAGUUUAUUUAUUAGCUGAAAUAUAUGAACAGGAAAUGAACUUGGAAGCUGCGAUUGCAUUACUUGAAAGACAAGUAGAAAUUCAAUCGACGUGUAAAUUACAUCAGAUGCUUGGAGAUCUUUGGGCCAGGGUACACAAUGAAGAAAAAGCUUUAGACCAUUAUGCUAUUGCUUUAAAUUUAGAUCCAAGUAAUGGAAGAGCAUUGGAAGGCAUGCAAAGAUUAGAUAAUUCUUCAAACAAGCUAGAUUCAGCAUAUUAUAUGACUGUGGGCGAGGCACAAACAGAUACUACCUACGAUGUUGGUGAUGGUUUACCGGAUACUGAUAAUGAUGAAGCACCUGAUGAAAGUGAAACCGAAGCUGUAUGGUCUGACAUGGAUCUUGAAGCAAAUAGUCAAUAAUGUAAAUGAAAAUAUUAGAAAACUGAAUAAUUUUAAUACAUUUGAAUUAGAAUUGUAA
Messenger RNA from Megalopta genalis, 1945 nucleotides. RefSeq names its product anaphase-promoting complex subunit 7 (gene APC7). Gene Ontology annotation, cellular component: anaphase-promoting complex. Lineage: Eukaryota; Metazoa; Arthropoda; Insecta; Hymenoptera; Halictidae. Gene Ontology annotation, molecular function: protein binding. Gene Ontology annotation, biological process: cell division; protein ubiquitination; positive regulation of mitotic metaphase/anaphase transition. The record is from RefSeq and is a predicted model, not a curated record.